AUGUCAAAAAAACCUAUUGGAAUAGCCUUCAAACCUCGAGAGCCGUACACUAAUAGAAUCAAAAGAAUUCUUGAAGAUUAUCCAGAUGGUUCCCAAAUUCUCAGAGAAAUUCUUCAGAAUUCUGAUGAUGCUAAAAGCACUGAACAAAUAUUUAUUCUCGACUAUAAUAAUUAUCCGUCGACUCGAUUAUUUGAGCCUUUAUUGUCUAACUGUAAAACAAAAAAUUUAAAACUUGAACGUUAUCAAGGACCUGCUUUGCUAUCAAAAAAUGAUACUAUUUUUGAUGAAAGAGAUUUUUCCUCUUUAUUGAAGUUGGCUGAUAGUGAAAAGCGUGAUCAAUUUGACAAAAUUGGAGUUAUGGGUGUUGGUUUCAAUUCAAUUUAUCAUAUAACCGAUUCUCCUUCAUUUAUUACUAAUAGGAAUUAUGUGAUUCUUGAUCCACAUGAAUAUUAUUUCGAAGGCGGGCAUUCUUUUGAUUUCGUUGAAGACGAUUUACAAAAUUCUUAUAAAGAUCAAUUUUUGCCAUUCUCAAAGCCCUUUGGCAACAUUGAAUUCAACAAACCAUUCAAUGGAACAAUUUUUCGUUAUCCACUAAGAACUGAGCAAGAUUCUAUUGAUUCCUAUAUUUCUAAUAUAAGUUAUAGUCCAAAUAAAAUAUUGGAAAUGUUUGAAAAUUUUUAUCAAAAAGAAAGUAUCAGUUGUUUACUUUUCUUGAAAUACAUCGAAACAAUUUCUUUCUAUGAAUUUAAAAAAGGCGCCAUGGAACCUGAUUUGUUAUACCAGAUUAAAUUAAAAAAUGCUGAUAAAGUUAAAAGUCGACGUCGAUUAGUUGUCGAGCAAAUUGUCAAUCAAAUGAAAAUUUUUCAAGAUCAAAGAGUUGAUACCAGUAUUUCUAAACCAGCAUACAUUGCCGAAUUUAGUAAAUGUGUUAACAAAAAGGAUAGCAAGCCAGAAAUUCAAAAAUGGUUGAUUCUAAAUUACUUGGAUAAUCUUAAUAAAGCAGAAAAAUAUUUCAUAAAGCAAUUUCAAAGAAGCAUUGAAGAAUACAAAUUUGUUCCAAAUGUCGGAUUGGCUGUUUGUUUAGAUGAUCAGCAAGCACUUGGUCGAUUAUUUUGUUUUCUGCCACUCCCUAUUGAAAUGCCUUUUAGAGUUUCUGUUCAUGGAUAUUUUGCGGUUAGCACAAAUCGUCGUUCUUUACCUGCUGAUAAUGAAGAUCUGGCUGUAGGUUCAUUGGCUCGUCUUAAAGUUGGUUGGAAUCAAUAUUUGUUUAACCAAGUGUUACCAUCUGCAUGGGUAGAAUUGUUAUAUCAACUAUGUUCUUCUCAUGUGAUCUAUAACAAUUCCGAAGAAUUUUAUUCACUUUGGCCAUUAUUUUCAUCAGAAAAAUCCAGUGUCAAUAAAUUUUGUAAAGAUAUUUUAUUAAAUGUUGUGGAAAAUAUUAAAGUUGAAGACAAAGUUUUUUUUAAUGAAUCACAAACACAGGAUCAAAGAAUAUUCAAAAUUUUGGCAGAUUUAGGAUUCCUUGUGAUAGAAGUUCCUAGUGAAAUAUUGAUUGUGUUGAAGGAAUCUAAAAAUGGGUCUUCAAUUAAAUUCUAUUCACCCAGAAUUGUAAAAAUGUUUUUCUAUGAAAGGAAAUAUCUGUUGGAAAAUAUUCCAAGAGAUAAAAUUCUCAUCAUAUUUAAUUAUAUUUUGGGUGAUGAUAAAUCAGAUUAUUUAGAUGGAUUAAAAAUGAUUCCAUUAUCUGAUGGAUCAUUAGGCACAAUUUCAACAGCAUCAUCAAACGAAGGAGAGGAUGAGGAUUGUUAUUAUAUUGGUCCUGACAAUAAUCAAGUAACGCUUGAAUAUGAUGAGAGAAAGAUUUUUAAAAACUGUUUAGCAAAAUUCGUUGAUAAAGAAAUUUCAUCAAAUUUAUGGAAUAAAUUAUACAACAAUGCAGAAACGAAUCGUCAUGGAAUCAGCAAUAUUAAAAUUUUGAAUGAAAGUGUAGUUGCUAAAAUGAUCGAGUCAAACUUGGUUAAUUCUGUUAAUUAUAACGAAAAAUACGAUGAGAUAAGAAUGCAUAAAAAUGAUAAUGAUCAACGCGAAUGGAUUUAUCAGUUAUGGGGGAACUUAUUGUAUAGAGAAAUGUUUGAAUUUAAACAUUUUGAAAAUCUUCAUAUUUUACCAACUAAUGAUGAUAAUAUUAAUAUUACUUUGAGAAAAUUAAAAACUAUUCAAAAAUGUUUUUGUUAUAGUGGUAGGAAAACCGAAUCAUCUGAAGAAAUAAUUAUCAUUCUUAAAUCGUUUGGACUUGUUUUUGUUGAAAAAGAAUUCAAUGAAAAUUUUGCACCAAAAGAAACCAGAUUAGAAAAUUAUGUAUUCAACAUCACAGAUGUAGUAGCAGUAUUAAACGAGGUAGACGAAAAUGACAAAUUGAUUGAUUUGGUUGUAACUAACAAAAAAUGGUUCCUUCUACCAACAGAAGAUGAACAAUCUUAUGGAAAAAUUAUUGUGCCAAAAAAUAAAGAUGGAUUUUUACAUGUUGGAACUGAUAGUAGUGACAGUUACAGAUAUCUGCUUGAAGAUGUAAUCAAAAUUCCACGUCUACAGCAUGUAAGAUAUUGGAAGGAAUUUGUUUUACCAUAUUUGGAAAAACGUAAUUUUGAUGAAAUUAAAUUAGUUAUCAAAAGACUUUUUGAAGUAUCACCUGUACUUAUGACAAAUGAUAAUGAGUUUAAAGAGCAAUUAUCAGAGACUAAAUUUGUACCUAGUGGAACAAUGUUGAUGGUACAAGGAAAAACAGGAGUUGAUGAUAAAAUUGUAUUAUCCAAACCGAAAGAACUUUAUGAUCCAGAGCUUCUAGAAUUCUUCUUUGAAAAUGAAAAAAUGUUCCCUAUUAAUGAUUUCGUUGCACCAUCAAAUAAUAACAACAACAAUAGUUAUCAUAAAAAAACUGCUCAAUUAAGUAAUGGUUUUCUUUAUGAAUUGGGAUUAAAACGUUCAUUAUCAAUUAAUGACAUAUCUGAUCGAAUAAAAUCUUACUGUGAUCAUAGAAAAAAUGCUGAUAAUGAGAAAUUGGAAAUUAUACACAAAAAAUCUUUAAGUUUUCUGAAAUAUAUUGAUAGUACAUGGGAAAAAAAAAAGAUUUAUGAAUAUAAAAGUGGACCUGAAAAGUUACUUCUUAGUAAUAUUGCAGAACUUGAAUGGAUUCCUACAAUUGAUUGUCAUGGAGGAAAAAAAUUUUCAAGAGCUAAAGGUUGUCGACCAUUUAAUGACAAAAAAUUAGUUGGACUUCCUGAUAUUGUUCCUCUUAUAAUUAGAAAGGGUUCAUCAUCUGGAUCAGAAUUGGAAGCAUUACUCUCAAAGUCUGUUGUUCCAGAACUGGAACAUUCAUAUGAUGACUCAUACUUUUUGAUAUCAACUUCAUUGCCUGUGUACUGA
Entrophospora sp. SA101 is the source of this 3420-nucleotide messenger RNA. Lineage: Eukaryota; Fungi; Glomeromycota; Glomeromycetes; Entrophosporales; Entrophosporaceae. The record is from the annotation of a GenBank genome assembly.